Molecule: messenger RNA, 2693 nt
Organism: Sesamum indicum (sesame)
Lineage: Eukaryota; Viridiplantae; Streptophyta; Magnoliopsida; Lamiales; Pedaliaceae
Product: glucose-inhibited division family A protein
Biological process (GO): tRNA wobble uridine modification; tRNA methylation
Molecular function (GO): flavin adenine dinucleotide binding
Source: RefSeq, a predicted model, not a curated record
AUUGUUAUCACAAUUUCAACUUCGCCUUUGCUGCAACUCCCGACUCUCCUGCCAUGGCUACUGCUGCAACCUUAACACUCUGAACUAAGAACCCUUUUGCGAAACCCAAAUGGCCGCCACUCUAUCAUUUCAUCUUACCCGAUUUGGCUCGCACUUCCCUCUUUCUUCUUCACGCUUUACCCCUCGAUUCUUCUGUAAACAGCGCCGGCAGCCGCUUAAUUGUUACAUUAGCCUGUAUUGUCGGUUUUCCCGCACUUUGGUCAGCUCUCUUCGUCCUAGCCCACGUCGUGCUUUUUGUGUUUCAGCCUCUGCCUCUCAAGAAUUGAAUAAUCACCGGAACUCAUCAGAUGAAAGAUAUGAUGUGAUAGUUGUUGGUGGAGGCCAUGCAGGAUGUGAAGCUGCACUUGCAUCUGCUCGUUUAGGAGCAAAAACACUUCUUCUCACGCUUAACAUUGACCGCAUUGCAUGGCAGCCCUGCAACCCAGCUGUUGGCGGCCCUGCAAAGUCGCAACUUGUACACGAAGUUGAUGCACUUGGUGGUGAAAUUGGAAAGGUAGCAGAUAGGUGUUACUUGCAAAAGCGAGUUUUGAAUGUCUCAAGGGGCCCUGCUGUUAGGGCACUGCGCGCUCAAACUGAUAAAAGAGAAUAUGCUUCAGAAAUGAAGAAGAUUGUUGAAAGCACCCCUAACCUUUCUAUUCGAGAAGCUAUGGUAACAGAGAUUUUGGUGGGGAAGAAUGACAAUGUGGAAGGUGUUCAUACAUUCUUUGGCAUGAAGUUCUAUGCACCUUCCGUAGUUCUCACUACUGGCACUUUCAUGAGUGGGAAAAUUUGGGUUGGCAGAACUUGUAUGCCUGCAGGGAGAGCUGGUGAAUCGUCUUCACAGGGCCUAACAGAGAAUUUGCAGCAGUUUGGGUUUGAGACUGACCGGUUAAAAACUGGAACUCCUGCCCGUGUAGAUUCUCGCACAGUAGAUAUCUCUGGGUUGGAGCCUCAACAUGGAGAUGAAGAGAUAAGCUGGUUUAGCUUUGAUCCUAAUUACCAUAUUGAAAGAGAACAAUUGUGCUGCUAUCUCACACGUACUACAAAGAGGACUCAUCAGUUGAUCAAAGAGAACUUGCAUGAGACCCCUACUUAUGGGGGAUGGGUCGAAGCUAAGGGACCUCGGUACUGCCCCUCCAUUGAGGACAAGAUCGUUAGAUUUCAGGAUAAAGAGUCACAUCAAAUAUUUCUAGAACCGGAGGGUCGGAAUGUGCCUGAACUCUAUGUGCAGGGAUUCUCGACGGGUCUACCAGAGCAACUACAGCUGCCACUCUUGAGAACUUUACCUGGACUUGAGAAUUGUUCAAUGUUGAGGCCUGCCUAUGCUGUGGAGUAUGAUUACUUGCCAGCACAUCAGUGUUUUAGGUCCCUCAUGACAAAGAAAAUCGAAGGACUCUUUUUUUCUGGUCAAAUAAACGGAACAACUGGCUAUGAAGAAGCCGCUGCACAGGGCAUUGUUUCUGGACUAAAUGCUGCUAGACAUUCAGAUGGUAAAUCUUUAAUUGUUCUGGAGAGGGAAAGCAGUUAUAUAGGGACUUUAAUUGAUGAUCUGGUGACAAAGGACCUUCGAGAGCCUUAUCGUAUGUUAACAAGCCGCUCUGAACAUCGGCUGCUUCUGCGAUCUGAUAAUGCCGACAGCCGCCUCACACCUUUGGGACGUGAAAUUGGUCUAAUAGAUGACAUGCGUUGGAACACCUACAAGGACAAGCAGGCUCGAAUUUCAGAAGAGAAAAAGCGACUGAAGACAGUCAGGGUUUCAGGAGGCAAUUUAGCUGCUGAAAUCACUGAGGUGUCUGGCCAGCCAGUGAAGGAAUCAUCUACAUUAGAAACCCUCCUAAAGAAGCCACAUGUGCAAUACAAAAUAUUUGACAAACAUGGAUAUGGAAAUGAUCUGCUAUCUAGGGUGGAGAAGGAAUGUGUAGAGAUAGACAUCAAGUAUGAGGGCUUCAUUAUACGUCAGCAGAGUCAACUCCAGCAGAUGGUUCAUCAACAGCAUAGACGACUUCCAGAGGACCUUGAUUAUUAUGCUAUGACAACUUUGUCUCACGAAGCACGUGAGAAACUGUCGAAGGUCAGACCACAAACAAUUGGGCAAGCAAGCAGAGUAGGUGGAGUUAGCCCUGCUGAUAUUACAGCACUCCUUAUCAUACUAGAAUCAAACAGGAGGAGAGCUCAGGAACAAAGACGGCAUCAACUUCUCACCUCCGUUAUGGUCAAUGGGGCCCAAGAAGUAUCUGGAACCCACAUUAAAGAGGCAACAAACACUUAAAAUUUUACAAAUUUAACGUUUUCUGUUCUUGAAUUUGUCUGAUCCGUGGUAUAAAUGUUUUUGUUACAUCUUCUCGUUCACCUGCUUUCCUACAACUUGAGCAGGUGAACCCAGUGCAUUGGUUUGACACUCUUGAGGCGACAUUCUUUGUGCAGCGGAAAAGAUAAUGUUGGUAUAUAUGAUUCUUCAAAGUUGUUCCAUUUUCAUUGUAUUUAUACAAACUUGAGAUGAUUUAUCUGUAUAUCUUCUUUGUAGUUUUUCUGCCUCCAAUUCUCCUGUCUGUUUACACCAUAAUCUCAUAUGUUCCAUAAUACAGGGACAUCAUGUUACAAAUGGACGGGUUCUGGACAUGUUUGAUUUAUAAUUAGUGUCAUCAGACAGAAUA